Messenger RNA from Ziziphus jujuba (common jujube), 1733 nucleotides. Its product is annotated as mitochondrial carrier protein CoAc2. The record is from RefSeq and is a predicted model, not a curated record. Gene Ontology annotation, cellular component: mitochondrial inner membrane. Gene Ontology annotation, biological process: transmembrane transport. The transcript has 7 exons. Bases 298 to 1323 code for a protein of 341 amino acids. NCBI's taxonomy places the organism in Eukaryota, Viridiplantae, Streptophyta, Magnoliopsida, Rosales, Rhamnaceae.
GAAAAAGGACGAUGAGAAGACAGAGAAGGGACAGCUCUGACUUGUCAGCUGUCCCAAACAUAUAAAAUCCACAACUUUGAAUUAUUCCUUCUCUCGGAAACGUUUCGAUUCUUCUUUCCCCAAAUUCUGUUCUCCAACUUCCUAACUGAUAAUUUACGGAAAACAUAAACUAGAUCAGUUCUUAUUUUUCUGGGUAGAUACUUUCCAACUGAUUCUUGUACACGAGCAACUCUUUCUAUCUCUCUCUCUCUCUCUCUCUCGCCCCUUUUCUACUCUAAAGUCUCCCUUCGCAUUUCAAUGGCGAAAAAGAGAGAGGAAAGAGAGAUGGGCAUGUUCUUGGAUGGGGUAAUAGAGGCCAUGCCGUUGUUUGCCAAGGAGCUGGUGGCCGGUGGUGUGGCUGGUGGGUUCGCAAAGACAGUCGUUGCACCCCUCGAGCGCGUUAAGAUUUUGUUUCAGACCAGAAGAGCAGAAUUUCACAGCAUAGGGCUGCUUGGAUCGUUUAAAAAAAUUGCUAAGACUGAAGGGCCUAUAGGCUUCUACAGAGGAAAUGGAGCUAGUGUUGCAAGAAUUGUGCCCUAUGCGGCUCUGCAUUACAUGGCCUAUGAACAAUACCGUAGAUGGAUUAUCCUGACCUUUCCUGAUGUGUGGAGGGGUCCUGUACUUGAUCUUGUGGCUGGGUCUUUUGCUGGAGGAACUGCCGUGCUUUUCACUUAUCCUCUUGAUUUAGUUCGGACUAAGCUGGCUUAUCAGGUGGUUGGUUCUACAAAAUUGAAUGUUCAAGGCUUAAUGAAUAAUGAACAAGUUUAUAAGGGAAUUCGUGAUUGUUUCUCAAAAACUUACAAAGAGGCUGGGCUCAGAGGUCUCUACCGUGGUGUAGCUCCUUCCCUCUAUGGAAUCUUCCCAUAUUCUGGUUUGAAGUUUUACUUCUACGAGGAGAUGAAACGCCAUGUCCCUCAGGAGCACAAGAAAAAUAUUAUGGUGAAACUUGUUUGUGGAUCUGUUGCUGGUUUACUGGGUCAGACCUUUACAUACCCUCUUGAUGUUGUCAGGCGGCAAAUGCAGGUUGAAAGACUCUUGGCAUCAAACAGUGCAGAAGUGAAAGGAACAAUGGAAACCCUUGUUAAUAUUGCUCAAAAGCAGGGAUGGAAACAAUUAUUUUCAGGCCUUAGCAUCAAUUAUUUGAAGGUUGUACCAUCUGUGGCAAUCGGCUUCACAGUUUAUGAUGUCAUGAAGGCAUGCCUGAGAGUUCCAUCCAGGGACGAAGCUGUGAUAGAAGUGGUGGCCACCAAAAGAAAUACUCAACCAUCUUCCCUUCAGUCAUAAUAACAUUUUUUCUUUCCAAUUCUUGCUUUGAUGGGAGCUUUGCCUCAGCUUCAGAAUUGUUAUUCUAUGUUGACUCAUUGUCAACAUUAAUUUGUACAUUCUAUUUUUACAAGCUGUGUAAUAGCACCGUACGUAGAUUGCAUUCAUUCUUGCUUCUACAUACACCAUUACAAGUUUUAGUUUUAUAGAUUAAGGUAGCAAAACCAACUGGCUAGAUUACCUCAAUAAGGUCUGCAUAAAGAAGGAUGUCAUAUCUCUGUCUAUGAAGAGAGGACUGGCAGGAUGUACAUAGAGGUGUAAAACCAAUAAAGAAUUUUGUCCACGCCAUUAUGCUAUGGAUGCAUAAUAAAUUCUGUUCUAACAUAUGAGAAAACAAUGUUGAUUUCCAAAUAUUUUUUCAUAGUUUGUUC